Messenger RNA from Chrysoperla carnea, 1986 nucleotides. RefSeq lists its product as uncharacterized. The record is from RefSeq and is a predicted model, not a curated record. Lineage: Eukaryota; Metazoa; Arthropoda; Insecta; Neuroptera; Chrysopidae. Gene Ontology annotation, biological process: phosphatidylinositol phosphate biosynthetic process; intracellular signal transduction. Gene Ontology annotation, cellular component: phosphatidylinositol 3-kinase complex. The coding region runs from base 14 to 1471 and encodes 485 amino acids. The transcript has 4 exons. Gene Ontology annotation, molecular function: 1-phosphatidylinositol-3-kinase regulator activity.
CUAUUUACUAUAAAUGUCAAAAGCACCAGACAUUAUGUCUGAAAUUAAUAAAAAAUGCAAUAAACUCGAAACAGAUAAAUCAAAUGAUUUCGAAAGUUCGAAAUCAAGUGUAUGUGAUAUAAUACCAAGUAAAUCACGUUUAAUGCAAUUGCCAAGUGCUAUUGCAUCAAAUUUUCGACGUGCUAGUAGUCACUUAAAUUUAACAAGUGAAUCGUCAUCAACUUCGAAAAAAUGUGAUUUACCAGAGACUUCAUCUCCCAAUAAAAAAUCCUCGAAAUGGAUGAAAAAGUUCAAUUGUGCUAAAUUAAAGUGUAUGAAACAAUCGAUAUCGAACGAUCAAAGUCAUGCUCCAGUGCGUAAUAAAACAAAAUCGAAAAAUUGUUUAUGUCAGCAUUGUCCCCAAAAGACAGUGGAUCUCAGUAUUAGUGGAUUUGGAUCAAGUGAACUUUCAAUUACACCUGAAGUAGUGGUAACCAGGACGUCGAGUAGUGAUAUAUUAGUUGAGGAUAAUGUUAAGGAUGUGAAAAUUUCUGAUUCGAGUUCGGAGCCUAGUACGUUUUAUGGAAGUGUGGCGAAUUCAAUUACAAAUGGUGCUAGCUGUUCAUCUAAUUUAGGUGAAACGUCAAAUAAUGUUGAUGGUGAGACAUCCGGAACUGUAGCCAGCUCUAACAAAAACGAUAAGUGGGUACAAAUUAUUUAUCCAUCGGAAACCACAGAAGACAUUGAUGAAGAAGAUGAUACCGAAGAAUUUCAUCGACAUUCAAGUACACAUUCUGGUUCUAUAAUGAUAACACAACAUAUAUGUGGUCGUGCUGCCUAUUUUAGUGGUGAAAAGAAAGCAUUUCAAUUGAUUUGUCCACCGGAAGUGAAUGUGGAAGCUCUACGAAAUUUAUUACAAUCACAUUUUAUUAUUGAUUCCGUAACAAAGUGUCAUACUCAGGUCGAUUUUAUACACUACUUAGUACCAGAUCUACGUCAAAUCACAUCAUGUUCAUUCUACUGGGGUAAAAUGGAUCGUUAUGAAGCUGAACGUUUGCUCGAUGGCAAACCAGAAGGUACAUUCUUGCUACGUGACUCCGCACAAGAUGAAUUUCUAUUUAGCGUAUCAUUUCGUAAAUAUGGUCGUUCGUUACAUGCACGCAUCGAACAAUACAAUCAUAAAUUCUCGUUCGAUUCACACGAUCCAGCCGUUUAUGCCAGUGAUACUGUUUGUGGUUUAAUUGAACAUUACAAAGACCCAUCGUGUUGUAUGUUCUUUGAACCGAUUUUAACAUUACCAUUACAUCGUAAUUUUACAUUUACUUUGCAACAUUUAUGUCGAUCAAUAAUUACUAGUCAUUUACAGUAUGAUACAAUUGAUCAGCUACAAUUACCGCAUGUAUUAAAGAUUUAUUUAAAAGAGUAUCAUUAUAGGCAAAAAGUGUGCGUGAAACGGUUUGAUUUAGGUGAAGUACAAAGUGUUGAUUUGUAAUAUUAUACGAGCCAUUUUGUUGAUUUGUUUAUUUGAAAAUCAUAUCGUCGUCUAUUCAAACGCUAUCGUAAUUCUCUAACACGAGGCUGGCCAUGUUAAUAUAUAUGUACAAACGUUGUACGUUGAGAACUGAAAACUAGCUGCAAUUAAAGUAGCAAAAAUCAUAAUGUUUUGUUUUCGUUUAUUGGUGAUAUCAAGGGUAAAUUAAUGCAACCAUUUGAUCAUUUAACAUACAUCUCCGAGAUAUCGCCAGAAAAGUAACUAGUAAGAAUUUAAAAUUCUUAUGCUUCCUCUCUUCUAUUUCGUGCAUUAAACUGCGCUUACCAUAACCAUAUUCAUGUGCAAUGACGUCAAAGUACAUAAAAGAAAACGAUUUCACAUACAUGAUAAUUAUAGUAGCGUGUGAAUAGACAUAAUAUUGAUUUGUUUUAAUUUUGAUUAGAUUUACAUGUACUUGUAAACAUGGUUUUAUUAAUCGGUGGUUGUGAAUUUUUUUUUUUUUUUGGCUUAUAAAA